GUUUUUACCACUACGAUUUCCCGUAGUGCGCAAGUUGUGCGCAACCAUUCAGCCAGUGAGCGGGAGCUCUGAGCGAGUCGAGAGCUGUGGAAGAUGGCGACGUCCUUAGGAGCUAACACAUAUAACCGACAGAAUUGGGAAGAUGCGGACUUCCCUAUCCUCUGUCAGACAUGCCUUGGUGAAAACCCAUACAUUCGAAUGACCAAAGAGAAGUAUGGCAAAGAAUGCAAGAUCUGUGCUCGUCCUUUCACGGUGUUCCGCUGGUGUCCUGGCGUCCGUAUGCGCUUCAAGAAGACCGAAGUUUGUCAGACGUGCAGCAAGAUGAAAAAUGUCUGCCAGACCUGUCUGCUGGACCUGGAGUAUGGCCUGCCAAUUCAGGUUCGAGACACUGGCCUGGCCGUUAAGGACGACAUGCCGAAGUCGGACGUGAACAAGGAGUAUUACACGCAGAACAUGGAGCGAGAGAUCCAGGGCUCUGAUGGCACCCGUCCGGUGGGCUUGCUGGGCAAGGCCCCGGGCCACAGUGACAUGCUGCUGAAGUUGGCGCGCACCACGCCCUACUACAAGAGGAAUCGGCCACACAUCUGCUCCUUCUGGGUGAAGGGAGAGUGCAAGAGAGGAGAGGAGUGCCCCUACAGGCACGAGAAACCCACAGAUCCAGAUGACCCCCUGGCGGAUCAGAACAUCAAGGACCGCUACUAUGGGUUAAACGACCCGGUGGCAGACAAACUCCUGAAGCGAGCGUCUGCCAUGCCGAGGCUAGACACGCCAGACGACAAGUCCAUCACCACCCUCUACAUAGGAGGCCUGGGAGACAACAUCACCGACUCCGAGCUCAGGAACCAUUUCUACCAGUUUGGCGAGAUCCGCACCAUCACAGUGGUGCAGAGGCAGCAGUGUGCCUUCAUCCAGUUUGCCGCGCGGCAGGCAGCAGAGCUCGCUGCGGAGAAGUCCUUCAACAAGCUCAUCAUUGGUGGACGCAGGCUCACCGUCAAAUGGGGCAGGUCCCAGGGAGCCAGAGGGAGAGAGAAGGACCAAGAUGGGGUCAGCGAGAUGGGAAACAGGCUCGAGCCCGUACCAGGACUCCCUGGAGCCCUUCCCCCACCCCCUGCCCAGGAGGAGGAGGUGCCUACCAACUACUUCAACCUGGACCCAAAUACCUCAUCGGCAGUCAUGAACAUGGCCAUGCCCCCUCCCCCUGGCAUACCCAACCCCCCACCUCCCGGUUUCGGACCGCCAUUAUUCCAUCCCAUGGGGCCGCCCCCGCCUCCACCCAUGGGCCUCAGACCUCCAGGCCACAUCCACUACCCUUCCCAGGAUCCUCAGCGCAUGGGCACCCAUGCCACUCGCCACGCGGCAGAGUAACGCCCUGCUCCAUCUACCUCAGCCAGCUCGCUAAGUGCCAGCUUCGCACCGACCUGAUCAAAGGAGUGUUCUCAGUCUGGUGCCAUUUCUUCGGCUUCGUAGCACUUUCUCUGAGAGUGGAACACUUGGUGAGGGGAAAAAUGCUCAUCAAAGACUGAGUGGGUUGAGGUGAAUCCUCACACUCGUAGUCUCUACUUGCCAUAUAGUCCAUGGAUGUGAGCAACAUUGGCCAAAUGGCUGCUGAAUAGACUUCCAUAGUAAUAACUGUUGCUUACCCGACAGUUAUAAUGUAUUGGUUUAACAAGAGAUAUCUGUUUUCACUUCUGCCACUGUCAUCUUUGGACUGUUAUUAUUAGUAUUAGUAUUUUAUGUAUUAUGAUUUAUUUUUAUUUUUUUUAUGUUUACUUAAGUUUUUAGUGGUAUGUGCAGCUGCUAUAAGUUGCUGUAUGGAUAACCUAUGAGUAAUUUUUCUUCUCAAAUCACAUCAUGAAUUAAUACUCAAAAUUGAGCAGUUGAUCUUUGAUGAUUUGACCUUCAAAUCAGCUCAGAAUUGUUUAAGGUCCAAACCAUUUUGAUCUGUUUUUUUAAGCGAACACAGUACCAACAUGUUUCAGCUGAUUCACAACAUGGAUUUCCCCACUGUAAGUCAGGACAACAAUUCACAAAUGUAGACUCAGAUCACACCAGUUACAGUCCAUUUUAAACAAUAAAAUAUUCCUUUCUAUUUGGCAAUCCA
Alosa sapidissima (American shad) is the source of this 2101-nucleotide messenger RNA. Its product is annotated as pre-mRNA-splicing factor RBM22-like. The transcript has 11 exons. The record is from RefSeq and is a predicted model, not a curated record. NCBI's taxonomy places the organism in Eukaryota, Metazoa, Chordata, Actinopteri, Clupeiformes, Clupeidae. Gene Ontology annotation, molecular function: pre-mRNA binding; metal ion binding; U6 snRNA binding. The coding region runs from base 94 to 1365 and encodes 423 amino acids. Gene Ontology annotation, cellular component: Prp19 complex; U2-type catalytic step 2 spliceosome; U2-type catalytic step 1 spliceosome.